This is a messenger RNA of Neolamprologus brichardi, 735 nucleotides long. NCBI's taxonomy places the organism in Eukaryota, Metazoa, Chordata, Actinopteri, Cichliformes, Cichlidae. The record is from RefSeq and is a predicted model, not a curated record.
CCCAUCCAAAAAUGGAGCUGGAGUGUCAGACAGGUGGUGGAUUGUCAGACCCGCCCCCUGAGCAGUGCAGCAUGGGCGCUGGCCCCACCCAACAGCCUGAGAUAUCAGAACUUUAGGCAGCCGGUGCUGUCUAACCCCAUACAUCAUGCGAGCCAGCCUCAAAUGCGCUACGGCGAGGAGGAUUGGGAGGACUCUCUCAGUGUUUGUGUGCUGGUGCGACAGGGCGAGUCACAUGGCCUCCACACCCUUCUGGAGAUCCCUGUGUUUGGUCACAACAAAAUGGGAAGGCCCCUCACGUCUCCAGAGUUCUUGUUUCCACUGACCACAGUGGAUGGUAGCAGAGAGGAUGACAUUAACGUAGUGACCUUCAAACGUAGCGACACUGAUGCUGUAACGAGAGAACACGGCUGCUUCAGAAGCCUGUUUGAAACGGAGGGAUGUCCUGCACCGUUCAUGUCUGGCUCCACCUUUUACUGCUUUCAUUGUCCUGGCACACACACUAACAGUGUGCUAAAGUACAGCCAGGACAGCGGACUUGACAGGAAGACGGUGGAGCUGCCCUCUGUAUCGCUGUGCAGCCAUGCAGGCCGAGCAGAGGGGGAGCAUCGUGAGAGUGACAGGGAAGGAGAGGAAAAACUGGCCCUGAUGUAUGAAAGGCUGAGGAUAGAGCUUCCAAGAUUCUUUAUGACAAACCAUGACUACUCCAUGUACUCAAACGAUGUGGAAUUCAUCAAC